GGCGUCACGUUCUUUGCAUAUUGAUAACCGGCGCGCAGCUCUCUCGCUGAUCAGCUGUUAGGCCUGGUGGUAAAUGGAAUCUGUAUCGCGGCUUCAGUGAUAGAGCCCUCUUGUGAGAGCUGGCUGGCCCUCGCUGGGCUAACACAGACAUGGGAAAUAAUCAGUCCAUCUCCUGCUUGGUGGACCGACCUCAAGCUCAGCUCAGCACGUACCUGACUCCGAAACAAAUCAAACUGGUUCAAGAUUCCUGGGAUGAAAUCAAAGAUGACUUGCCUACGUUGGGAGUUACCAUAUUUCUUAAGUUCUUUGAGACCGAACCAGAUAUGAAAUCGUUGUUCCCUAAAAUCGUCCGGAUGAAUGAGGCGAAUCAGCUGGAGUGGGACAUGGACAGAGAAAUGCUGCAGAAGCAUGCCGUGACGGUGAUGGAGGGGCUCGGUGCUGCACGUCCUUAUAUCAAUAGUCUGGAGGACUCUGACUUCCUCAACAGCGUCCUUAUAUCAAUAGGGCAGACCCACGUCAAGAGGAGCGUCAAACCCCAGAUGUUGAAGAGACUCUGGCCUUCCCUCAACCAUGGUUUAGGAGUGGUGCUAGCUGAAAAAUACACGAAGGAGGUAUCGGAGGCGUGGAGGAAGGUAUACAUCUACAUCAGUGUCCAAAUGAAGAGAGGCAUGGAGAAUCCUGACAGGGACUUCAAUGAGGACAUGUCAGUUUCAUGACGCCUUGUCAAUAAUGGUGUACAUAGCAAAGAUUGGUGGGAACCAUCGAGAAGCACAUACUGUCACAUACUGCACAUGUCAGUUGUUCAUUUCAUUUAAGGAUUACAGCCAUAAUGUUAUCCCUAUGUCACACUGUGCCAAAAUACAUGACGUUCACUCGUGGCAAUUAUCCAGGUAUGCCUGUUUAACACGACUGCAUACAAUGUUAAGAUUGCCCUAUACUCGUAGGAAGGUGUGGUAUUGUAUACCGAUUAUAACAUACCUUUGUGGCAAGGUGGCCAGAUAUUAAGCAUUGUAUACUGCAUUACAGUCGAGGCACGUUCCCUAGCUAUGAAUGCACAAUGCCUAGCUUUAGGUUGCAAUACGUGAUUGAACAAAACAUGGAACCUGCCGUCAUUGAUUAGACGUUGCCUAAAUAGAAAUGGUUUAAAAGGUUUCCUUUUGCAAAGGA
This is a messenger RNA of Haliotis rubra (blacklip abalone), 1167 nucleotides long. Its product is annotated as non-symbiotic hemoglobin 2-like. The record is from RefSeq and is a predicted model, not a curated record. Bases 150 to 716 code for a protein of 188 amino acids. Gene Ontology annotation, molecular function: oxygen binding; heme binding. NCBI's taxonomy places the organism in Eukaryota, Metazoa, Mollusca, Gastropoda, Lepetellida, Haliotidae. The transcript has 4 exons.